AUGGGAGGGGAUUACUCUUUACGAAAGAGUAGAGCGCCCAAAGGAGAUUGGAAGCAGUAUGAGCCUGAUGCUUCUCUUCCGUAUCAUAAGGGUCAAGAUCAGGGGGCGACGAAUGAACUUCGUAAGAUAUCCACCAAUGCCAGUACCAGAGUACAAAGGAGGUUGAGUGUUAAACUAAAUUCUACUCCGAUGACCACGUUCACCCCACACAAUGCUCCUAGCCUGCCUGGAAAUAUGCAUGAUCUGUGGACUAAUGAUGUAGCUGCCGUGACGAAUGAUAAUUUGUUGACGGUACCGCAUACGACUAAACCUCGUAGAAGAGGUUUUAGUAACCUGUCAGCUCGUAGUUUUGACUUUGAUGCCGACCCAGAAGCUGCACAGACUCUUCCCAACCUGUUAGCUCAAUCUGAUUUUGAUUGUGUUGAAUAUGUGAGAAAGGAAUUAGCCAAUGCUGAUGCUCAAAAGAUUGACGAGUUUGCCAAUAACUUGCUACAUCUCCAAAAGAAAGCUGAAGCCGACUUUAAGAUUUCAGUUGCCAAAAGUGAACAUGAGAUCGUACAAAUAAAAGAUGAUAUACUUGAAACGAAACAUCAACUGAAAGAUCUUGGCUCGUCGAUCAACGAACUGUAUCUAAUAUCGGGUCAAUUGCAAUCAAUUGCAUUGAAGAAACUACACGAGGAAGAAGCCAAUAACCAACAAUCUACCCAACAUAAUACUUCACCUACUAAGAACUUUUCUCGCACAGGCUCUGUGCUGAACAGGAAGCGUGACAGAUCCAGCAUCUUGAUGGUAGAGAAGUUAUGGCAAGUGCAAAUGAAUGAAUUGUUCAAACAAAUUGAGGGCAUUCAGAAAUUCUUAUCUUUUAACCCAGGUAGACACAUUAUAGCUGAAAGCAGCCGGUGGUUUGAACUGAACUCGGCCACUAUGAAACCUUUGCAGCCAGCUCAUUUAUUCAUACUCAACGACCAUGUACUUAUAGCAACGAGAAAGAAACUAAAAACUAAAAUAAAUGAAACUGGAAACCAGGUUGGUAACAAGAGUCUCAAACAGCUGAUUGCAACUCAAUGCUGGCCGAUCCGUGAUUUGAGUGUGAAAAAAUUGGAAUUGAAAAAGUUCACAGAUGCAAAGACGUUCACCAUUGCUUUAGAAUAUAAAAAGAUGUCUUUCAUUUACCAAACUGAUAGACAAGAGCCUUUAGAUUUGAUAGUUGGUUCAUUUAGGAGAACGAAGGAUGAUCUGAGUGAUUUUAUAGAACAACAAAGGCAAAACACCGAGUCUUUAAGAAACUCCAUGUCGAGAUUAUCGAUUUCCGAAGAUUCUAUUAGAAGACAUUCAAGCAAGCUGCAUGACCUGAGUCAUAAGGUCCAUUCAAGGAAUCGGAGCAUGGAGCAUGGAUCACAAGACAAGAUUAAGCUAUCGUCUUCAAUGGGAAACAUGGGACAAGAUGAGCUUGAUUUUAGAACAGAAGGUCUGUUACCUUCUCCUAGCCACAGUAAAGCCAUUAUAGAGAAAUUAACAGGUUUGGAAGAUACGUUGGAUGAGGUUGAUAUCCAUCUUGUUCAUCAGCAAUUUCCAGAUGCGGUAGAUUCACUUAAACAGCUAAGUUCCCAGUUGAAUAGCAUAUUACCGACAAUCAAUCUCAAUGACAAGUUAAGCGAGGGCACAGUACUGUUUGAUUUACUGAAAGUCAAAUUGACGAUGAGACAAGAAUCUAUAAUCAAAAGUUUGAAUUUUGAGCUGAAUCGGCCUUCAAUAUCUGAUGAAAAGGUCUAUCAAAUAGUCCAACUGCUUUCAUCCUUGGAUCUGGAAAAAAUUGCCAGAGACUCACUGUUUGAAUCAAAAGCUAAUCUUAUCGAAAAACUCAAUCGGUCCGUCGUGUUUGAAGGAGACAUUCCCAGUUACGUUUCACAGCUCACCAUUAUCAGAUUUCAGACUCUAAAAGCAACUUGUCAGCUUUAUCGCAGAUGCUUUCCCAAUAAAGAGAUGAACUGCUACCUGAUUGAGUUUGUGACGAAUCAAAUCAACCAACACGCAGAUAUUCUGAAACGACAACUGAAAGGUGUCGACGAAAAAUCUUCCUCCUACAUAGAUUGUCUCGAAAUUACAAAGAGCCAGAGCAACGAACUGAAGGAAAUUGGGGUUAACGUCGACUUUUUAAUGGAAGAUACAUACGCUUUCUAA
This is a messenger RNA of Komagataella phaffii GS115, 2181 nucleotides long. RefSeq names its product Essential protein with dual roles in spliceosome assembly and exocytosis. The transcript has a single exon. The coding region runs from base 1 to 2181 and encodes 726 amino acids. NCBI's taxonomy places the organism in Eukaryota, Fungi, Ascomycota, Pichiomycetes, Pichiales, Pichiaceae. Gene Ontology annotation, biological process: intracellular protein localization; Golgi to plasma membrane transport; exocytosis. The record is from RefSeq and is a predicted model, not a curated record. Gene Ontology annotation, cellular component: exocyst.